AUGUUUACUCCGUCAAGACAAAACAGAGAAUCUGCUUAUUUUAAUGAAGAAAGUCAAUUUGGUGGAGAGUCAAUUAUUUUCCCCACAUUGAAGGCUUUGAGGACAAGCGACCCAAUACCCAGGCGACUCGUUGAAAGCCCAGCCAAGGUUUUUGCGAGGAUGAAGGCUAGAGUUCAGACAGAGAGAAUAGCGGUUGAGAAUGAGGGGACCAAAACACCUAAACCUGUCCAAGAAAAACGAGUUAGAGGAAAAAAUGUCAGAGAAAAGCGAGUCCAAGAAAAACAUGGUGGAGUAAUGAGUUCGCCAAGAAAAAUACAUCAGCCUUGGGUGAACUAUGAACAAAAGGAAAACGAGGACCUUGAAUUCACUAAUGAGGCAGAGGCUCUGACCCUUUCACCAGGUCAAUCACCAAGGAAGGGCUUGACGCAUCCAUACUUUGUGGUCCACAAACAAGACCUUCAACGACCAUCACCUCAGAAAGACAUGGGUAGUGCAUUCAAGCCAACCAACAGAAAUACACCCAUGAAAGGCCCACCUCUGGAUGCUUUCUCAGUAGCAUGGUCUCCAAGGAAAGCGUUGUCUCAUCCCAAGGAAAGCCAGACCUUUGACUUCACUAAUGAGGCUGAGGCUCUGACCCUUUCACCAGUUCAAUCACCAAGGCAGAGUUUGACACAUACGUACUUGGUCCACACAGAAGACCUUCAAAGACCUUCACCCUUGAAAGACAUGCAUAGUGCAUUCAAGCCAACCAACAGAAAUACACAAAAUAAGGGCUUAACUCUGGAUGCUUUCUCAACACAGUCCCCAAAGAAAGCUUUGUCAUACCUGUACACUCAACUCAGCUCAAAUGACAUCCAACAACCAGCCCCCCCAAAAUACUUCAAAGGGGCCUUCCAGACAACCAACAGAACUACACCAGUGAAAAGGUCAACGCAAAGGUCGAAGUCAACUGAAGAUUAUAAUGGAAAAACUGCAUUUGGGGCACAUGACAUUGUACAAGAUCCUUCGGUUUUCAGUAAGUUGUGAUGUUUCUCUUAUUCUCAAUUAUUGUGUCAAUCAACUAAGGUUGCUAGGUUGUCAGAAAUACUUUAAUUGAAGACUUUAAGAUAGAUUAUUCAUUUUUUAUGUUUUUAAAAACAAAGGUUUUCUGCACAGGGUGUCAUGUUGCUUUGGAUAGACUGCCCUUUCUGGAAUCUCCAGCAAAUAUGUGUUCUCUCCUGUUAGAGAGAAGGCAAAAGAGGGACCAACAAGAUGGUUAUCAAGUGAGCAGCCCGCAGGAUCCCAUAACUGGAGGUGAGAGCUAGAAAUGUAGAGCAUCUGAUGUCGACUCAACAAACAGAGCAAUCUUUCAAACCACCUUUCUCUGCUCUUCACAGGAUGUGCCCGUGUGCGCAGCAUGUUGACCCCUGCACAUGUCGCCGGGGGGAAUGAAGAGGAUGCCAGUGUGAAUGUGACCUGUGGUGUCGCCGCAGUGCCCACUAGCCUAUCAGAGACCAGUGUUCCCUCGAGUCCAGAGGCCGGCCCCAGCCAGUGUGGGUACUACUGUGCCGAGCCUCCCCCUAGGCCCCUCCCAGACCUGGUGCACGACCACCUCCUGCAGGUCUCACCAAAGAUCUCCAUCCCCAAGAAGCAAGAGGCUGUAUUCCAAUCCAAGCAGAUUGCAGAGUCCAAUGGAUCUAAUGUAAGUAGAUGGUCUUGAUGGUGCUGUUUCAUCUGAGUUUGUUGCUGUUAGCUUUGUAUUUUUGCUGGGAAGUUAUGUUCUCUUGUAUGGUAUCUGGUGUGACCACCACCAUUUGCCUCAUGCAGCGCGACACAUCUCCUUCGCAUAGAGUUGAUCAGGCUGUUGAUUGUGGCCUGUGGAAUGUUGUCCCACUCUUCUUCAAUAGCUGUGCGAAGUUAGUGGAUAAUGGCGGGAACUGGAACACGCUGCCGUACACGUCGAUCCAGAGCAUGUCUGGUGAGUAUGCAGGCCAUGGAAGAACUGGGACAUUUUCAGCUUCCAGGAAUUGUGUACAGAUCCUUGAGACAUGGGGCUGUGCAUUAUUAUGCUGAAACAUGAGUUGAUGGUGGCGGAUGAAUGGCACAACAAUGGGCCUCAGGAUCUCGUUACGGUAUCUCUGUACAUUCAAAUUGCCACCGAUAAAAUGCAAUUGUGUUCGUUGUCCGUAGCUUAUGCAUUCCCAUACCAUAACUCCACGGCCAUCAUGGGGCACUCUGUUCACAACGUUGACAUCCAAACCGCUCGCCCACACGACGCCACACACGCUGUCUGCCAUCUGCCCGGCACAGUUGAAACCGAGAUUAAUCUGUGAAGAGCACAUUUCUCCAGCGUGCCAGUGGCCAUCAAAGGUGAGCAUUUGCCCAUUAAAGUCGUUUACGACACCGAACUGCAGUCAGGACAAGACCCUGGUGAGGACAACGAGCACGCAGAUGAGCUUCCCUGAGACAGUUUCUGACAGUUUGUGCAGAAAUACUUCGGUUGUGCAAACCCACAGUUUCAUCAGCUGUCCGGGUGGCUGGUCUCAAUAUACGGACAGGUGAGACAAAAAAACUGGUUGCUGUUCAUUUUGUACAAGCUGGACAUCCUAUUAGUUCUCUGAAAUGCAUUGGAAUAUAAAUGGUCAAGAUGUCACGCGGGGGAGGGAACAUUGAGAGUAAACUAAUUCAAAGGGAAUCUUUCUGGAUCCACUUGGCCUUAACGAGGAGUUCGACUUAAAACAAUUUUUAUAGUUCCAAAAUGUCCAAAUCAUUGUGUUUUCUAUCCUAACUGAAUAUUGUGUAUAUAUAUUACUGUAGAUAUUGAUCACAUUCCUUGUGUAUGGUCAUAUAUUGUUAUACAUUGAAUGUUGAUAUUGUGAACCUAUGUUAUAUAUUCUUACCUCCUGUUUCAGGAAGUGAUGUCACUGAGUACUGCCCCUGUAUAUAGGACCUUCCACCCACACCUGGGAUAUGGAUGCUUGAUGAAGACCUAAGGGUCGAAACGUUGUUAUAAUAAAAUCACCAGGGAGCAUGAGCAGCAGUGUGCAGCAUUUUCAUCUUCAUUUUCCAUCUUUUAUUUCAGCUCCUGAAACAUGGGACCAACACUUUACAUGUUGCGUUUAUAUAUUUGUUCAGUGUACGUGAUCGAUAUCUACCUAUAUAACUAUUAAUGUCUAUUGCUUCAUAGGCUACAGGAAUUCACCUUAGGCGCUGGAUCCUGAAGGGUAGUAGCAGCAGCCUGUAUGUGGAAGGUUUCCGUGUGUAAGUAGAAUUGAUUGUUUCUCGGAAUCAUAUUCUAAAGUGAUACCACAGGUUCAAUAGCAAGUCAUUAUUUUGGUAAACGCAAAUGUUGAUUCACUUACUUAUCUCUAUGAUUUUCCACCAAGGGACAACAAAAUGCCCUGGCAUAGCAACACCAUCGCAGAGCGAAUGUCAAGCAACAUCCUGAAAACCACAUCGGGCAGCACUUACGUCCUGGUGGGGAAAAUGGCCCCGGAUCUCAGCGGAACUCGUAAAUCAGAAAUAAUGUUCCAUUUUGGAAUAUGUGUUAAUCAUGCACAGCCAUAAUAGAACUCAUUAUGAUGCUUUCUUCUUGUUUUUGUGCCUUUCUCCUCGACAAGAACUCCCAACAUGGCUGUUGAAGAAGUUUCUCUUUGGCUUCCCAAAGAAUUGGAAGGAAUACCUUGAGCGCUUUUUGUCAGAGCCGAAAGGGUAAGUUGUGUCUCUGAGGUCGUGCCAUUUGUGUCAAGCGUCUGAGUAGGAGUGAUAUGCUGAUCUAGGAUCAGGUCCCCCCGGUGUCCAUGUGUUCUUAUUCAUAGGCUGCGUUUACACAGGCAGCCCAAUUCUAAUCUUUUUUUGACAAAUCAGAUCAGCUCUUUUGCCAAUAACUGUGCAGUAGAUCAUAAUUUGGUAAACGCAGCCGUAUUGAUCUAAAAGGCAAAACUGAUUCGAAAUCAGUACUCCUAUUCUGAAAGGCUUGAUGCCUACUGCCCCAGGUCAGGUCGUUAAAAGAGAACGUGUUCUUUUCAAUGACAUACCUGGAUAAAUAAAGGCAAUGCAUAAAAUCCUCUGAUUUCAAUAGGUCUUUAUCUGUCUCUUGGGCUAUUCAGGUUUAACGAGUGUUGUAGUCAUAUCUGUUUGUGUUAACAUCUAGUGCUUCUAUUUUGUCAAUUGUUUGUAAUGACAAAUGCAGUUCAGAAGCUGACAACAGUAAAGGUCCAAAAGGGAGCAAGGACCUGGUAACGCCCCAGAACCAAAACCACCUCUCCACCAAGAUGCAGUCUUCCACAUCCCUGAAGCUAAAGGCCACUAAGAGACGUGAGUCCAAAAGUUGGCUUCACAAAUGCUCACUGUAUUUAUACUGGUAGUACUCAUGUCUCUUGUUUUAAUUAUUGAUUGAACAACAAAUUAAUCUAUAGAUGAAUUUAUAUUUAUAAAUCUGGGAAGGUUCAUCCUAUUCAUGUUUAAUAUUGCUCAUCCAACAGCUGCUCCUUGCAGUGCCACCUCUGAGGCGAGCCGUGCUAAGGUUUCCCGGAGUGGCCGCCUUCUCAAGACCCCUCUGGAGUACUGGAAAGGGGCCAGAGUCAUCUUGGAUUGUGACAUGAACGUCACCAUUCUAUCAGGUUAUGGCGAGUCGUCCAUCCUUCAAUCGGUAAGCUGCUGCUGCUCCAUUUUUUCCUGUAUAUUGUAGAGCAGUGUACCCCAAGCCACUUAUUUAAGUAUUUAAUGUAUUCCAGUUCUAACACACCUGAAUCAACUAAUCACCAAGCCCUUCAUUUGUUGAAUUAGGUGUGCUAGUUCUGGAAUACAUCCAAUACGUGGAAUGGCUGGGGGUUGCUGAGAGGUUUGGGAAACACUGUUGUAGAGUGAGUUAUCGCGUUGCUGCGUUAAACUGAUAAGUUAUUUCCUUUCUUUCUCAGCGAAUAAGUACACCUGUAGCCAGAAAAUUGUCACUGCUACCACCAAAAUCAGCCAAGGUGUUAUUAACUCCAGCAGAAGGUAUGUUUUUUCUGUACAUAAGCUUGGGAAUGCCUUUAUCCUCGUAUCCCAGCUCCAACAAAGAUGGCGACUACAGUUUAUUUGACAGUGUUGUGUUGUGUUCUACAGAGCGGCUGCGAGAUGACACCAGUGAGGAGGCUGUGCCACUGAGAAAAGUGACGGCCUAUCACAGGCCUCAGAGGUCGAAGCCAGAGAAGAACCCCUCUCCCGGGACCCCCAAGUCUCAGAGGGGUAAGGCUGAGGACAACCCCACUCCCGGGGGCCCCGAAAGGCCCAAGAAGACCAGCCCAGAGCCUCCCAGGUUCAUAUCUUUAGAGAACCCCUCUAACAGGGGCCACGGAAGACCCAAGAAGACUAGUCCAAACUCUCAGUGGUCUAAGCCUGAGAACCUCUCCACCAGAGGCCCCGGAAAACCGAAGAGGGCCAGCCCAGCAUCUCUGAGGUCCAAGUCUGAAGUGAUCCUCUCUCCUAAGCACCUGGGACAGCCCAGGAAAACCAGCCUAAGGUCUCAGAGUGCAGCAGCGCCGGCCGCAUACGCAGACCCUGCCCCACAAUUCCUGACCCCUCCACAUCGCUCCCUCCAGGGCGCCAACAAACAGAGCAGCCAUGACGACUCGGACAACACCAAUACACCCACAGAACUGUUGCCAGGGAAACCGAUUAAGGGUUCAGAUAAAGCAGACCGGAAAGUGCUUGAAAUGCCAAAGAUAAGGGUUAGUCGUCAGAAGAAGCUCCCAGCGAAGCUCCAUGAUGACAUCGAGAUGGAGGGGAAAGACACAGGGAGUCGUGCGCCCACAAAGACCGGGUCAGCUGCCAUGGGUAGGAGUAGGAACGUUCAGGGCAGUGGUAGUGGUACUGCCGAGGAGUCCCAGUCUGAUGACAAUUUCGCACCUAAAAAAAGGCCUAAGGCAAAGGCAGUCAAAUCAGGACCCAUAAAGCCACGGGGUAUGAGGACAUGUGGAAGGGUUCCGAAAGGUUCCGAAUCAGCGACGAGUCAGUUGUUGACUUCCUCGGACGACUGUAAGAGGGAAUUGACGAAAAGGGCUGUCCCGCAGACACCAAGAGAAAAAGUGGGAAAAUUUGCCAGGGUUCAGCAGGGAAAAAAGGAAGAAAAUGCAGAUCAGUGGACAGAGGCGGAACUUCUGAGACUACAUGAGUAAGUUGCUAUCCACAUAGGGCGUCAUUUUGCAUGCAUCGCUCAGUUUACUUAACUCUGGUUAAACAAUGGUCUCCUUAUAACGCACUUUGUUGAAGAAAAGUUUCAAGCAAGCUAGCAUGUAUAGGCCUAAAUGUGUGCAAAUUGCUUUGUUUAUAUAGAAACAGGACUGUAUUAGUGUAUGUCAACUUCCGGUGUGUGUGUGUUUGGCAUUCAGGGCUGUUACAUCAUUUCCUAAAAACAUGAAUAACUUCUGGUUGAACGUUGGCAUGGGGGUGGGCACCCGUUCAGCCGAGGAGUGCCAGGAGCAGUACAACGCCCAGGCCGCCACCAAGUCCACGAAGAAAAAGGAAGUGCCCCAAAAGAAGGAGCUAUGUAAGUUACUUUAUCUAGUAUUUUUAUCCAUAUCAUGGGACCUUAUAUGUCUUAGUGAAGGUCUCCCAUACAAGCUCUAACCAUGACAACCAAUGCUUAGCAUCUGUGAUUGUUCAUGGCUUUUACCAGUGUUCUACCGUAGUGUUGGUCUUUUAUUAAUGAAUUAACUCAAUGACAGAACACAUUGGGCUCUCACUGAUUGCAAUUUAUUUUAAUGGUGAACAAUAGGUUUUUUAUUGAAUCAAAAUCUAUACAGUCUGUACGUCAAUAAGAAUUACCGAGAAUUUAUGUGACAAUGUCAUAUAUUAUAUUUGAACUGUAGUGACGGAACCACCCCAGAUAACCGCGAGAAAGGGCACACUGAAGCGGAAGCAGCAGGUGAGGAACCUCCUGGACCACAUGCCCAAAGACGACCACGAUGACAUCUUCAACAGCUCUCCCAUGCAGAACAAGCGGGUCAAGGUGUGUUGUGUUUCCGCCUGGGGUGCAACGUCUCAAACACUCAACAAUGUUGCCGUUUUUGGUUCUUUAGGAAAAUAUUGCAUAUGUACAUUAAGUGGUGCUGGAGGUCAAAUAAUAUAUUCAGCAAAAUUCAAAGACUCCUCCACACACUAAAGUUUUGUAUUCUUCCAACGUGUGUCCUUAAGCCAAUAUAGAUAUAGAUUGUCAUCUUGCUUGCAUGUGCAAAAUGUAUAUUUAACAACUGCUAAUAUAUACAGUUGAAGUCGGAAGUUUACAUACUCCUUUGCCAAAUACAUUUAAACUCAGUUUUUCACAAUUCCUGACAUUUAAUCCUAGUAAAAGUUCCCUGUUUUAGGUAAGUUAGGAUCACCACUUGUGAAAUGUCAGAAUAAUAGUAGAGAGAAUGAUUUAUUUCAGCUUUUAUAUCUUUCAUCAGAUUCCCAGUGGGUCAGCAGUUUACAUACACUCAAUUAGUAUUUGGUAGCAUUGCCUUUAAAUUGUUUAACUUGGGUCAAACGUUUCGGGAAGCCUUCCACAAGCUUCCCACAAUAAGUUGGGUGAAUUUUGGCCCAUUCCUCCUGACAGAGCUGGUGUAACUGAGUCAGGUUUGUAGGCCUCCUUGCUCGCACAUGCUUUUUCAGUUCUGCCCACAAAUGUUCUAUAGGAUUGAGGUCAGGGCUUUGUGAUGGCCACUCCAAUACCUUGACUUUGUUGUCCUUAAGCCAUUUUGCCACAACUUUGGAAGUAUGCUUGGGGUCAUUGUCAUUUUGGAAGACCCAUUUGCGACCAAGCUUUAACUUCCUGACUGAUGUCUUGAGAUGUUGCUUCAAUAUAUCCACAUCAUUUUCCUUCCUCAUGAUGCCAUCUAUUAUGUGAAGUGCACCAGUCCCUCCUGCAGCAAAGCACCCCCACAGCAUGAUGCUGCCAACCCCGUGCUUCACGGUUGGGAUGGUGUUCUUCGGCUUGCAAGCCACCUCCUUUUUCCUCCAAACAUAACAAUGGUCAUUAUGGCCAAACAGUUCUAUUUUUGUUUCAUCAGACCAGAGGACAUUUCUCCAAAAAGUACGAUCUUUGUCCCCAUGUGCAGUUGCAAACCAUAGUCUGGCUUUUUUAUGGUGGUUUUGGAGCAGUGUCUUCUUCCUAGCUGAGCGGCCUUUCAGGUUAUGUCGAUAUAGGACUAGUUUUACUGUGGAUAUAGAUACUUUUGUACCUGUUUCCUCCAGUAUCUUCACAAGGUCCUUUGCUGUUGUUCUGGGAUUGCUAUGCACUUUUCGCACCAAAGUACGUUCAUCUCUAGGAGACAGAACGCGUCUCCUUCCUGAGCGGUAUGACGGCUGCGUGGUCCAAUGGUGUUUAUUAUACUAUUGUUCGUACAGAUGAACGUGGUACCUUCAGGCGUUUGGAAAUUGCUCCCAAGGAUGAACCAGACUUGUGGACGUCUACAGUCUUUUUUCUGAGGUCUUGGCUGAUUUCUUUUGAUUUUCCCAUGAUGUCAAGCAGAGGCACUGAGUUUGAACGUAGGCCUUGAAAUACAUCCACAGGUACACUUCCAACUGACUCAAAUGAUGUCAAUUAGCCUAUCAGAAGCUUCUAAAGCCAUGACAUCAUUUUCUGGAAUUUUCCAAGCUGUUUAAAGGCACAGUCAACUUAGUGUAUGUAAACUUCUGACCCACAGUGAAAAAUUAUAAGUGAAAUAAUUCCAAACGCCUGAAGGUACCACGUUCAUCUGUACGAACAAUAGUAUAAUAAACACCAUAUAUAUAUAUAUAUAUAUAUAUAUAUAUAUAUAUAUAUAGUAGCAGUCAAAAGUUUGGACACACCUACUCAUUCCAGGGUUUUUCUUUAUUAUUACUAUUUUCUACAUUGUAGAAUAAUAGUGAAGACAUCAAAACUAUGAAAUCACACAUGGAAUCAUGUAGUAACCAAAGAAGUGUUAAACAAAUCAAAAUAUAUUUUAAAUUUUAGAUUCUUCAAAGUAGCACUCCAUCACUCUCCUUCUUGGUCAAAUAGCCCUUACACAGCCUGAAAAACAAAUGAUAGUCCCACGAAGCGCAAAACAGAUGGGAUGGCGUAUCGCUGCAGAAUGCUGUGGUAGCCAUGCUGGUUAUGUGUGCCUUGAAUUCUAAAUAAAUCACAGACGGUGUCACCAGCAAAGCACCAUCACACCACCUCCUCCAUGCUUCACUGUGGGAGCAACACUUGCAGAGAUAAUCCGUUCACCUACUCUGCGUCUCACAAAGACACGGCGGUUGGAACCAAAAAUCUCAAAUUUGGACUCAUCAGACCAAAGGACACAUUUCCACCGGUCUAAUGUCCAUUGCUCGUGUUUCUUGGCCCAAGCAAGUCUCCUCUUCUUAUUGGUGUCCUUUAGUAGUGGUGUCUUUGCAGCAAUUUGACCAUGAAGGCCUGAUUCACGCAGUCUCCUCUGAACAGUUGAUGUUGAGAGGUCUGUUACUUGAACUCUUUGAAGCAUUUAUUUGGGCUGCAAUUUCUGAGGCUGGUAACUCUAAUGAACUUAUCCUCUGCAGCAGAGGUAACUCUGGGUCUUCCUUUCCUGUGGCGGUCCUCAUGAGAGCCAGUUUCAUCAUAGAGCUUGAUGGUUUUUGCGACUGCUGUUGAAGAAACAUUCAAAGUUCUUGAAAUUUUUCGGAUUGACUGACCUUCAUGUCUUAAAGUAAUGAUGGACUGUCGUUUCGCUUUGCUUUUUUGAGCUGUUCUUGCCAUAAUAUGGACUUGGUCGUUUACCAAAUAGGGCUAUCUUCUGUAUACCAACCCUACCUUGUCACAACACUCAAUUGGCUCAAAUGCAUUAAGAAGGAAAGAAAUUCAACAAAUUAACUUUUAACAAGGCACACCUGUUAAAUGAAAUGCAUUCCUGGUGACUACCUCAUGAAGCUGGUUGAGAGAAUGCCAAGAGUGUGAAAAGCUGUCAUCAAGGCAAAGGUGGCUACUUUGAAGAAUCUCAAAUAUAAAAUAUAUUUUGAUUUGUUUAACACUUAGGUUACUACAUGAUUCCAUAUGUGUUAUUUCAUAGUGUUGAUGUCUUCACUAUUAUUCUACAAUGUAGAAAAUAGUAAAAAUAAAGAAAAACCCUUGAAUGAGUAGGUGUCCAAACUUUUGACUGGUACUGUAUGCUUGCUUCUCUUCCAUUUCUAAAAGCUUGUAUGUGCAAAAUGCAGCUGAUAGCUUCACUUGUUUCUCUGAAGCUUACAAAAAACGUGCAGCAAUCAGAAAGGUAUUGCCUAAACUAACCGUGUGCUCUCUUGUGAAUUAGUUGCCCACAGUGUCUCCCAAUAGGAAGGAGGAUGUGUUCAUGCGCUCUGAGCAGGACCCACAAACCCCCAGUUCAUCACGCUUCCCAUCAGUGAAAACUCCUCAGUGUCUCCACAUCACCCAGGGCAUGAUGGGCUCAGUGAACCGGUAAACAGAACUAUACCACUGACAUGGUGGUCCUCGGUAGCUCAGUUGGAAGAGCAUGGCGCUUGCAACACCAGGAUAGUGGGUUCGAUUCCCGGGACCACCCAUAUGUAAAAUGCAUGCAUGACUAAGUCGCUUUGGAUAAAAGUGUUUGCUAAAAUGGCGAAAGGCUACCCCAAUCGCUGCUUAUAGAAUGAGCAAUUUAAUACUGUAUUUAAGUUGUAAUGUGUGCGGUUUGUUUUUAAAUCAUUCACUCAUUGGCUAUUACAAGAGCGGUGGUACUACCGGUAAAUGAACGGUUAUGUUGGUUUUUUCAAAACAUUCUAAAAUCUGAAACUUUUCAUCAAAUGUUUCAGAGGCAACGAUGACAAGUAUGUCUACCAACUUCAAAAAAAAAUGAAAAAAAGCCAAGCUAAGCUGCAUAAAUUGGGGGCCGCUUCAAAGGUAUGCUGUUUUGAAUGGAAUAUUUCUGAGGAGCUUAUCGACAAAAUAAUGGCUUUGUUCAGUCAUAUACAGGAUGCCUUGGGCCAUUGUGAAAAUGAAGCUGUCUCAAAGAUGCCAUGAACAACUCUAGGGCAGUGCUCUGGAAAAAAUGUGAUAGUCAGGAGAGGAUACCUUUAAAGUCUUUCACUGUUUAUAGUUUUGAGUUCUUAUUUUUACAGAAUGUUCUUUUUUUUAACAUCUGCAUUUUCCAUCAUAGCACAUGCCAACUCCAUCAGCCAAACAUGUUUUGAAGAGAUGCAAUAUCGGUAAGUGUUAUUUUUUAAUGAAGAUUUUUCUUGAGGUAUUUUAUACUUUUUCUGAACUUGAGAAUUUGGAAACCUUAUUUACUCAAUAAUAUGUUUACUUGUCUUUCAGCGGAGAAUGAUUCUUCUUUUGUGGUGUGGGAAAUGUUCCCUGAUAAGGAGGACCAUUCAGUGGAA
This is a messenger RNA of Coregonus sp. 'balchen', 11310 nucleotides long. The record is from the annotation of a GenBank genome assembly. NCBI's taxonomy places the organism in Eukaryota, Metazoa, Chordata, Actinopteri, Salmoniformes, Salmonidae.